CUUCUCCGUAUAGCCAAAACAGACGACAAAAUUCCUCUAUCGACAUUGUAGGAGCGAGCACACAGAGCUUCACAUGGCAGCCUCCAUUUCAACAUCACCUUAUCCUCUCCUCACCUCAGAGCGCUCCAAUCGCUUCGCCGUGAAUGAUUCAUCUUCAUCUAGAUUGUUUUUCUCCUCGUCUCUACAGCUACCGGUUCAGCUUCGAUGUGUUCGACUUGGAAACUGUGGGAUUUCUGCUCCGUCGCGGUCUCGAAUCUUCCCUGUGGUCAAAGCCAAGAACCAAACAUUUUCUUCCUUUGAUGAUUUAUUGGCCAACUCUGACAAGCCCGUGUUAGUGGACUUCUACGCAACCUGGUGUGGUCCUUGUCAGUUUAUGGUUCCAAUUCUUGAAAAAGUUAGUGAUGCGCUGAGUGACACAGUCCAGGUGGUCAAGAUUGACACUGAGAAAUAUCCUGUCAUUGCUGAUAAAUACAAAAUAGAGGCAUUACCUACGUUUAUCCUUUUCAAAGAUGGAAAACCCCUUGACCGAUUCGAAGGAGCUGUAGCUGCGGGUGAACUCAUUCAACGCAUUGAAAAUUCCCUGAAGAUUAAGCAAUAACAGUGGGGAGGAGAUAUCACUGAGAAAAUAUGGAAAUGGAAAUCAAUGUCUUCGACAGGAAUUCUGGGUAUGGUAGAUGACAAAUUUCAAUACAAUUAACACCCCUCCCCCUACAUCUACAUCAUUAUAUAACUGAAAUAUUUGAAGCAUGUAACCAUAGACGUUGGUAUCAAUCACAGUUUUUGUUUAUUUUAUUUUUA
Cucurbita moschata (crookneck pumpkin) is the source of this 798-nucleotide messenger RNA. Its product is annotated as thioredoxin Y2, chloroplastic. The transcript has 5 exons. Bases 74 to 598 code for a protein of 174 amino acids. The record is from RefSeq and is a predicted model, not a curated record. Lineage: Eukaryota; Viridiplantae; Streptophyta; Magnoliopsida; Cucurbitales; Cucurbitaceae. Gene Ontology annotation, molecular function: oxidoreductase activity, acting on a sulfur group of donors, disulfide as acceptor; protein-disulfide reductase activity. Gene Ontology annotation, cellular component: cytoplasm.